AUGGAAAACAAGCACGAAACUCCAACAACCGCCCUGCCCGCCUCUACCGGUAGCAGUGGCAUGGGUGCCUCGCACCGUCGCUCGAGCAGCGGCAUCUCGGACGACGCGGCCAAGUCGGCCCACGACUUCAUGGCCGGCACCAUCCGGCGCUCGUCCAGCGGCGUGACCGACGACGCCGCCCGCGCCGCACGUGAGUUUGUGCGGUCCUCCUCCUCCUCCGGCAGCAGCAAGGCCCCCGGCCUGAACGACGACCUGACCCAGAAGAUGCACAACUUUAUGGAAGGCCCUGCCACGCACCGCGAGAGCCACAGCAAAUACCUGCCUGACGUCACCAUGCCGGGCAUCACGGACGAAGUGGUCGAGGAGGCCGUCGAGUUUGUCGACGGCGUCGAGAAGACUACAUCCAUGGCCUGA
Molecule: messenger RNA, 414 nt
Organism: Fonsecaea erecta
Lineage: Eukaryota; Fungi; Ascomycota; Eurotiomycetes; Chaetothyriales; Herpotrichiellaceae
Exons: 1
Coding region: 1-414 (137 amino acids)
Source: RefSeq, a predicted model, not a curated record